AUGGUGGUCCAAGAUGUGACGGGGUCACCAUCCGACUCCUCCUCGUCCAAGCGUCUCUCGUACGUUCCUUAUCAACGGAAAGGCCAUCAGAGAAAUGCAUCCAGCGCUUCACAGUCAUCGGUUGCAGCUUCAGUAGCCGAGUCCAAACUCUCGCAACCCUCGUCGAACUCUGCGUCAUCGCUGCAUCCGUCAAGCUCCAACAGUGUUUCGAGUAGCCGACGAGGUAGCGACGCAGCAGAUAGGGCACCAGAAAUUUCCACACCCGUGCGACCGCAGAUAAACCCGUCACGAGCGCCAUCGUCCCUGAAUCGACCCGCUGUCGCUUCGCCGUUAGCCCGAGGCGCCGGACUUGUUCGGCCACAUCGGGAUCUUGACGCGCCUCCACCACCACUACGCGUAGCUUCAAAGCUCGCCUCAAGCAGCUCGCUGACCACAGGCUCUGCCGCUCACAAAACAGUUCAAGCCUCACCAUCGUCAUUUGGAGCGCAAUCAACAAACGGCUUCAUCGGAGAGGCUUCAAGCUUUUCAGGAGCUCGCCAUGAACGCAGUCAGAGCACUGCAUCCAUGUCGACAGUUCGUGCACAGGACAGUCCUCGCUCACCUCAAAAGCUUCCACAGGCACCCCGAAUGUCGAGCAAAAUCCAACCAAGCUCGUCGACAACUGUGCAUCGGCCUGGCUCUGCUCGUGACGAGACCAUCUUGAACAACAAUAACGCCAACGGCGGCACACCUAUCGCAUCGAGCGUAGCUUCGAGCCUUCGUGGAUCAAGCAGAACAUCGUCUGCGGUGGCCAGCCCUCCCGGAAGUCGAUCCUCAACCCCCAUCAUUGGUGCCUCGGGCAACUCGAUUCCCGCUCAUGUCAAUUCGUAUGCUGCAUUGCUCGCAGCUCAAUCCAAGCUUGGACCUAUCCCAGUACCACAGGGCAUCGCCCUGGCUCAAGCUGCGGGGACGGUCUCGUUGUCCGCACCUGCAUCUAUGGGCAUCUCGAGCCCUGACGGACGGCGAACAGCCUAUCGAUCCGGCUUUCAACCAAAGGGCGUUUUUCGCAUGCGGACCGGCGAAUUCGAAGAGCUGCGGCGAAAAGGAAGGAGUGAAGGUGAAAUGGAGGCGCAGCGCAUGGAUCGACGGCUUGCAAAGCUCAUCGCUAUUCACUUUGCACCUAGCAACGAUCCUGAAAAGGCGUCGCUCAGCCCAGCGAAGAACUUGCUCUCUUCUACUUUCGUGGACUUGGAUUUGGACGAGCUGAAACGAGAUCCGAGCAGUGUGAUCCGCAAAGGCGGAAACGAGUUGUGGACUUCUUUCAGAGCACGCGGUCGAGGCGAGGAUCCUGCAAUCCGUCAAGCCGAGCAGAGCAUCGUCAAUUGGCAGGAUGACGCCGAAGCAAAAGCUUGUCCAAUCUGCUCAACCCCGUUCAGUUUCACGGUGCGCAAGCACCACUGCCGGCUGUGCGGUCGAGUGGUGUGCGCUUCACCUCAUCUCACACGUCUCACGUGGGCAGAACAAAUGGGUCCAGGCACGGGUAAGACGUUGACAGCGCAAGAGCGGGCCGAGCUCGAGAGCAAGUGUUCGGGCAACAUUGUCGCCGACCCCAUCACAGGUCGUAUUGAAGAAGUGAAAGAAGGAGGAGUUGCAGCGUCAUCCAAGUUAGUGCCGACCUCGGUUCAAUCCAAAGGCGUUCGCAUCUGUCGUGACUGCAAGGCGAUUGUUCGUAAGCGUCAAUACAUGAUGGACAACGAGCCGCUGCCUGUCUUUAUCAAGCUGUACGACGCAUUGAUGCGAGUCCAAAAGGAGAUCGAGCAGUCACUCCCGGAGUUUCAGGAGAUGGUUCUGGGCUUGCAGAAGCACGAUCAGACUGCGGCGUUGGGCUCCAGCAUCAAGGCCAACAUCGAGCUGCAGCGCGAUGCCGUACAGGCACGCAAGCAACUGUUGGCCAACUUUGCUACCUAUGACGAGCUGGCCAAGCGUAUCCGUGCGCUACCGGUAGGCGACAAGCACAGCGCCAGGGCCGCUGCAGUUGCGAGCGAUGCGGCGCAGGAAAGAAUUCAGCAUGCUAUAUUCACGCGUGCCAAUCUGUUCCUACAGCAAAACAUGCUGCCAUUGCAAAGUCUACCGAAGCCAGGGACCAAGAAGGCAGCGCCAGGAGAGGGGGGUUCCGACUCGACGCCUAGCACACCACACUCGUCACAACCAGCAUCGCCACGCUCGGCACCACGUCGAGCAGCGCAACACGCCAACAAAGCAUCUGUCAGCUCGAUAUCCAGUUUCCGAUCGCUCUUUGGAGGAGGAAGCGCGUCCGGUUCUCUACGAGCCAGCUCACGCGCCGACCUCGAGGAACAGCUCAACCACUAUGAAGAUGAAGUCGACGAUAGCAGUCUGGCAAAUGUCGACCCAGCUGAGCUCAGAGAACAGCUGAAAGUGCUGCUAGAACAGGAGAAGCUCGUAGCAGACUAUGUGGAGAGUGCUGCCAAGGCACGCAAGUUUGAAGAUGCAAAGACGCUCAAGAGAAGUCAUGACGAAUUGUGCAAGGAGAUCAUCAAGAUUCAACGACGACUUGUGGUUGCUGGAAGCGGGCGAUGA
Mycosarcoma maydis (corn smut) is the source of this 2577-nucleotide messenger RNA. RefSeq lists its product as uncharacterized. The record is from RefSeq and is a predicted model, not a curated record. NCBI's taxonomy places the organism in Eukaryota, Fungi, Basidiomycota, Ustilaginomycetes, Ustilaginales. The transcript has a single exon. Gene Ontology annotation, molecular function: metal ion binding. Bases 1 to 2577 code for a protein of 858 amino acids.